This is a messenger RNA of Folsomia candida, 3028 nucleotides long. RefSeq lists its product as uncharacterized. NCBI's taxonomy places the organism in Eukaryota, Metazoa, Arthropoda, Collembola, Entomobryomorpha, Isotomidae. The transcript is spliced from 17 exons. The coding region runs from base 35 to 2914 and encodes 959 amino acids. The record is from RefSeq and is a predicted model, not a curated record.
UAUGUUACAAUUUGAUGACUAAUAAUCUUUCACAAUGGCUGCAUUCAAAGUCACCGAUUUAUUUUUGGGCGAAAAGAAUUUCCUCGAUUUUGUAGACAAAAAUUUAGGACAGGAACGAGAUCGUCUGCAACAAGAUGAGCUGGAGACAGAUACAGUUUGCAGUCACUUGGCUGGAGGAAUACUGGAUUAUCCCUUGAUGAUUUCCCAUGACUUUUCUGACAUUACGACAGCAAUUGAUAUUUACCUGGAUGCUUUUAUGAGAGAAACUAAGAAUAAAAUUCCCAAGCCUUACGCCUACGGUGUUUUUAAAAAAGACGUUACUAAAAAUGAUCGAAUAGGAAAAAUGCCGUUUCGCGGAGAUGAGCUCACUGUUAAACAGUUCAUCAAUGCUAUUUUGGCAGCUACUCCUAAAAUCCGGAGUCAUAUUAUUGCCUGCAUGGAUGAAGUCACGAGUACUGGCCGAUUAGAAAAUUUGUACGUAAUAACCAGUAACGCAAUUAUGAUAAGAAAUUACAUUUGGGUGUUUCUUGAGAUGUUGGAAGCAGAUAACAAGUCUAAGCUUAAAGCGGAAUACAAAAUUUUUUGCAAUUUGACGGAAAUUUUAAGCGAGCAAAUGCUACAAAUUUUUGGAAAUCUGUUGACAGCAUUCAUACUUCACGACGAACAAUCUCAGUGUUUCUCGAGCCAUCGACCGUAUUAUGAAGGUGAACGAGGAAGUCCUGUUGUGCCCAUGUGGAUGUAUUUCUUAAAAGGAAUGCAAAGAGACAUGUGGUCCAUUAUGCCUCCACAGCUUGCUCAAAGAAUUUUGGCCAUUAUCGUAAAUGAUUCUUUGGGUAUAUUGGGAACCCGCUACAUGAAUAUUAGACCCACUGAGGCUACAACUCCGCAAUAUGUUGUCGAUAUCCUGAAUGUGCUAUGUGGAGUAGAAGAGCUUCUGUUUUACAUAUCUCCAGAUUUGGCAAGCGUUUGUGGACAAAUGAAUCCUUCAAGCUCAAAAAUACUAUUUUCUAUACACAUGAAAUGCCACUGUUUAGCAUCGGCGUUACUGACAGUGGGCUGUCCGUUAGAAGUCCUUUACAAAAAUUUCAGACGUGGUCUAUCAUCGUGCAGUUUAAUGGACAGCCGAACUAAAUCUCAAACGCAUUUGACCGAACCAUCCUGGAUGUCUGUGAUUUCCCUACUCUGUCCAAGGUUUUAUCCAAGUGGAAUGGAAUAUUCUGACUGGGAUUUACUUUAUAACCUUAAAUUGUUAUGUGCCCUGCCUUCCAUCAACUUUCCCUUGGUAUAUAAGGUUGUAACAAUGCAUCAAGUUUUCAUUGGAUCGUUCAUACUCACGCUAUUUCCUAAAAUAUCUGCCCCUGUUGGAUAUUUCCUGCUUGAAGGGCAUGGAUUCAUUCGGUGUAACAAUACUUCCUGUAUGGAUCCAGACUGCCAUGGACUUCCGAAAACAUUACCAAAUCAUGUUGCGUCCGCGUGUGCCUUGUAUAUCAUUGCCCAUGGGUUGGCUUGGAAUGUCUUACCACAAGUAUAUCGGCCCGUUCUCUCAUUAAUAGAAGAUUGGAGUGUUAUGGACAAGACUCAAAUAUGGAAUUGCAAAAAGCGGCCGGUUUGGUUCCAAAGUUUAGUAGACUUGCUCCUACCUGUCUUGAAAACGUGCGUGCAGUCUUUGAUAUUAGUCAUAUCAGAGAAUGUGAACAAACCGUGUGGUAAGCACACUGUUACAUCAUCAGCAAAUCCCCCUUCACUUAUGAAAGAUAUCAACACGAAUGCUGAUGUCGCAACCUCUUCAUCUAAUCAGAAACCGUCCACUAGACGAGGCUCAGUCAGCACCGCUUUAAACGUUGGUCUUGACAAAGAAGAAGAGCUUCUAACCCAAUGGGUUAUAGAAUUGCUCAACAGCGUCACGGAAGUGAAUAGUAUAAUCCCCCGAGGAUUUUUCAUGGUUUGCGAAGAGAUGGAUGAUCUAAUUCCCAGAAAAUUUAUUCCAGUCAGGAAUAAUGUUCCAGUUCACUUUGUGAUUACGGCAUUGUACAUGCUUCUCAAUCUUGGAACCGGAAUUAUCACUUCAAUCAUUGAAGAAGAAGAAGUAAUCCUGCCGAAAAAUGAGUCUAAAGUCCCUCCUGCUAAAAACGAUAAAAAGAGUCGGUCGACUAAUAAGAGACAACCCUCUCCAGUUCCUUCUGUAUCAAAUCAUUUGGACCCUUGCUUGUUAUCUGUUGCUGAAAGGCUUUGCUACCUCGAUGAUCCUGUUUUUGACCAAGUUGUUCACAGGCUGAUCACUCAAAUGGAAUCAAUGAUGAAACACACAAAAGGAAACCACGACAAAACCACAAUUAGUUCUGACAUUAUGACCGAUUUUGCAAUGGAGUGCGACAUCUCUCACUUGAAGGCCGACUUUCUCAUGGAAAAUGUCGAAGGUCAAAUUGCACUGCGUGCCAUGUAUUGGUUUAUUCUGAGCCAUGGAACCAUGUUGCAAACCGUUAUUACUGGAACGAGAAAUAAGGAAGGUGUCAAAAGUGGAAAGAUUCACCCACCCGUUAAAUCUAAGGACAAGACUCCUUCCGUUCCUAAUUCCAAAUCGAUGCCUGAAGUAAUCAAACUCAACAUGAAUCUCCUAAAAAUCGCUCCACGGAUUCGUACUCAUUUUACCAAUGUUAAUAUUAUUCAUGAUUUCCACUACGUAAACAAGUAUAGGACUUUUGAUGAGAUUUUGUGGGACUCUAAGAACUUAGACUGGGUUCAAACAAUUCGCCAAUGUAAACUCGGUCUUCAUAAAUCAGUGAUUGCAAAAAUGUUGGAGAAACGGUGGGAGUUUAAACAAUCUACGGAGGAAGAAAUGCUUAGUUGCAAUGAUGAAAAGUCAAUUCACCUCUUAAAAAUGGUUAAUGAUAUAAAAGCAUUGAUUUUUCAAUGAAAAACAUUUUGAUCUAGUCGUUGCGCCAUGUCAAUAAAAUUAUUAGUCAUCAUAUACAGAAGAAUAAAUAGAUGCAAAAUAAAAAUGCAAGUGGUCAUUAUCAUUCCAGUUCAA